This is a messenger RNA of Tremella mesenterica DSM 1558, 1741 nucleotides long. RefSeq lists its product as uncharacterized. Gene Ontology annotation, biological process: cytoplasmic translational initiation; biosynthetic process. The coding region runs from base 69 to 1637 and encodes 522 amino acids. Gene Ontology annotation, molecular function: translation initiation factor activity; guanyl-nucleotide exchange factor activity. The transcript is spliced from 9 exons. The record is from RefSeq and is a predicted model, not a curated record. NCBI's taxonomy places the organism in Eukaryota, Fungi, Basidiomycota, Tremellomycetes, Tremellales, Tremellaceae. Gene Ontology annotation, cellular component: guanyl-nucleotide exchange factor complex; eukaryotic translation initiation factor 2B complex.
CUUUACUGUAUCGACCACUGUCACAAGUGAAAAGGCCUCUGCAGCCCACUCGCACUACUCGACCAAUCAUGCCUUCUCGUAGGCUCCAUCUCUCCUCGGGCUCUCACAAGCGCAAGGCCACCGAGGGUCAAGAUUUCAUGGCUGUCAUCCUGGUUGGCUAUGGUGACAAUCUAUACCCGUUCAAUGAAGGAAUAAAUGUAGUCUCCAAAGCUCUCAUACCGGUCGCCAAUCGGCCCAUCAUCAGCUUCGUCCUCGACUGGGUCUUUCAAUCAGGUAUCAUGGACGUACUCCUUAUAGUGCCGCCACUAUUCCACUCUUCCAUCUCAAACCAUCUGAACGAGAAUUACUCUACAACCACACACCCUGGAGCUCGCAUCACACUCAAACAACAUGAUGAGGGUCAGGACGAAGAUGGCGAAGAGCCUCGUGGAGAGUCCAGUAUGGCCAUGGAAAGGGACGGGACUGCCAGGUUGCUCAAGCAAUUUCGACAUCUCAUCGAGACCGAUUUUGUGCUCCUACCUUGUGACAUCUCAACACCAGCCAACCUCCCUUUAUCUUCCAUCCUUGAUAAACAUCGUGCAGCUCCUGACGCCGUCAUGACAUGUGUCCUUUACGAGCCGGUAGAUUCUGUCAGAGAAAGCGAAGAGAAAGUCCUCGUCGCGCUCGACCGAGAAAGCGAGGAGCUCCUGCUCGUCCUUCCCCUUGACUGUCUUGAGGAUGAUCUAGAUCUACGAAUGUCUCUCCUGCUUUCUCACCCAACCCUAUCCCUCACCACCCGACUCCUCGAUGCCCACAUAUACGUCUUUCGUCAUGCCGUUUUGGAGCUUUUGGCAUCUCGGCAAACCAGAGACCUCGAUAGUGUACGAGAACAGGUCGUCCCUUGGUUGGUGAAAGGGGCUUGGCAGAAGGGUCUUUCCAGUAGAUGGCAGCCCACCCUUGACCCUCCUGGUCGUGACCCACUGGCCUCUGCGCUGCUUCGAUCCACUACAUUAACACACAAUCACCCUACCCAUCUCUCUGUACCUUCUUCCCCUGGCUCUUUCGAUCCUUCCGCCGCUUCCACUAGACGUGAAACCCCCGCUUGGAAAUGCCAACUGGUCAUUUCAGCUCCUGCAGCCCGAUCAGCCCCUGAGCCAGCGAUUAAGAAGGGCGGGAAAGACAAGAGUAAACCUACGCCUGUCGUGGAACCCGAAUAUCUGAUCCGAUCAAACUCACUCGCUGGUUACUGGGAAAUGAAUAGGAGAGCGUUGCGGAAAAACCCACUUCGACUAUCGGCUGAGCCGGCACCAUCUCCUCCUAGCACCCCUUCUGAAGACGCCGCCGUGUCAUCUUCCGCUCAGAUAUCACCGGACAGCAUGAUAGGUGAGGGUACGAGGAUUGGAGAAAGAGCAAGUGUCAAGAAGUCAAUUUUGGGAAGACAUUGUGUCAUAGGACGAGGAUCAAAGAUUACCGGGAGUAUCCUGUGGGAUUUCGUCACAGUGGAAGAGAAUGCUCGGAUCGAGAAUUCAAUACUCUGUUCCAAUGUCCGCUUGGGCGAGAAGACGUCAGUCAAAGAUUGCGAGUUCGGGACUGGCUUUGAGGCUAAAGCAGGUGCCAAUCUGAAAGGGGAGAGGUUGGUGGCCGGCCAAGAGGCUUGACCCGCCGUGUCAAUUUUGUACUUACUUCUCAUCAGAAUUCCCAUGUCACAUCGGAACACACAUCGCAGACUGUGAACACUCUUGCAUGCAUGUUGAUAUCUCGC